Molecule: messenger RNA, 6999 nt
Organism: Elephantulus edwardii (Cape elephant shrew)
Lineage: Eukaryota; Metazoa; Chordata; Mammalia; Macroscelidea; Macroscelididae
Gene: TIAM1
Product: T-cell lymphoma invasion and metastasis 1
Exons: 26
Coding region: 187-4962 (1591 amino acids)
Biological process (GO): small GTPase-mediated signal transduction; positive regulation of axonogenesis; activation of GTPase activity
Cellular component (GO): synapse; cytosol; plasma membrane
Molecular function (GO): protein binding; guanyl-nucleotide exchange factor activity
Source: RefSeq, a predicted model, not a curated record
UUUUGGCCCCUUCUCACAGACCCAGAUGAGACCAUGAUGGCGAUCCCCAGGGGCAGGUGCUGACAGACUCCCCAGCUCCGACACUGUUCAUCCUGCCACCAUUGCCAGUCUCGGUAUCUAAAUGCCACAGUGCUCUUGGGGCAAGUUGGGCUGGGGACCACUGUUGCCUUUUAAGACCAUAAAACCAUGGGAAACGCCGAAAGUCAAAAUGUGGAGCAUGAGUUUUAUGGAGAAAAGCACGCCAGCCUUGGGCGCAAGCACACGUCGCGCUCACUGCGCCUCUCGCACAAGACGCGGCGCGCGCGGCACGCCUCCUCCGGGAAGGUGAUCCACCGCAACUCCGAGGUCAGCACGCGCUCCAGCAGCACCCCCAGUAUCCCCCAGUCCCUGGCUGAGAAUGGCCUGGAGCCCUUUGCCCAGGAGGGCACCCUGGAGGACUUCGGCAGCCCCAUUUGGGUGGACCGUGUGGAUAUGGGCUUGAGGCCGGUCUCCUACACCGAUUCCUCUGUCACCCCCAGCGUUGACAGCAGCAUCGUGCUCACCGCUGCGUCUGUGCAGAGCAUGCCAGACUCUGAGGAGAGCCGGCUCUAUGGGGAUGACGCGACAUACUUGGCUGAGGGUGGCAGGCGGCAGCAUCCCUAUACCUCCAACGGGCCCACGUUCAUGGAGACCGCGAGCUUUAAGAAGAAGCGCUCCAAAUCUGCAGACAUCUGGCGGGAGGACAGCCUGGAAUUCUCACUCUCUGAUCUGAGCCAAGAACAUUUAACAAGCAACGAAGAAAUCUUGGGUUCCGCUGAAGAGAAGGAGUGCGAGGAGGCUCGGGGGAUGGAGGCUCGGGGGAGCCCGCGGCGGCUCAGCACCUGUCAGCGUGCCAACUCCCUGGGUGACUUGUACGCGCAGAAAAACUCCGGGGUGACAGCGAACGGGGGACCAAGGAGCAAACUUACAGGCUGCUGUCGGAAUUUGGUAUCUGAUAUCCCUGAUCUUGCAAACCAUAAGAUGCCACCAGCAGCUGCCGAGGAGACGGCUCCGUACAGUAAUUACAACACACUCCCCUGUAGGAAAUCGCACUGUCUUUCCGAAGGUGCCACCAACCCACAAAUUAGCCAUAGCAACAGCAUGCAAGGCAGAAGAGCAAAAACAACUCAGGAUGUUAACACCGGUGAGGGCAGUGAGUUUGCAGACAGUGGGAUCGAAGGUGCCACCACCGACACGGACCUGCUCUCCAGGCGCUCCAAUGCCACCACCUCGAGCUACUCGCCCCCCACUGGCCGGGCCUUUGUGGGCAGCGAUAGCGGGAGCAGCUCCACCGGGGAUGCAGCUCGCCAGGGGGUGUACGAGAACUUCCGGCGGGAGCUGGAGAUGAGCACCACCAACAGCGAAAGCCUGGAGGAGGCGGGCUCCGCGCACAGCGACGAGCAGAGCAGCGGCACCCUGAGCUCACCCGGCCAGUCGGACAUCCUUCUCACGGCCGCGCAGGGCACCGUGCGCAAGGCGGGCGCCCUGGCCGUCAAGAACUUCCUCGUGCACAAGAAGAACAAGAAGGUGGAGUCGGCCACCCGCAGGAAGUGGAAGCACUACUGGGUGUCCCUGAAAGGUUGCACCCUCUUCUUCUACGAGAGCGACGGCAGGUCUGGAAUAGAUCACAACAGCAUUCCCAAGCACGCCGUGUGGGUGGAGAACAGCAUUGUGCAGGCCGUGCCUGAGCACCCCAAGAAGGACUUUGUCUUCUGCCUCAGCAAUUCCCUGGGGGAUGCCUUCCUCUUUCAGACCACCAGUCAGACGGAGCUGGAGAACUGGAUCACCGCGAUCCAUUCAGCCUGUGCAGCUGCCGUCGCCAGACAUCACCACAAAGAAGACACGCUCCGGCUGCUCAAAUCCGAGAUCAAAAAACUGGAGCAGAAGAUUGAUAUGGACGAGAAGAUGAAGAAAAUGGGCGAGAUGCAGCUGUCUUCAGUCACUGACUCGAAGAAGAAGAAAACAAUAUUAGAUCAGAUCUUUGUUUGGGAGCAAAACCUUGAACAAUUCCAAAUGGACUUAUUUCGGUACCGCUGUUACCUAGCCAGCCUCCAAGGUGGAGAACUGCCAAACCCUAAGAGGCUACUUGCUUUUGCAAGUCGACCAACGAAAGUAGCCAUGGGCCGCCUUGGAAUCUUUUCCGUAUCAUCUUUUCAUGCCCUGGUGGCAGCACGCACAGGUGAAACUGGAGUGAGAAGACGUACUCAGGCCAUGUCCAGAUCCGCAAGCAAGCGAAGGAGCCGGUUUUCUUCUCUUUGGGGUCUGGAUACUACCUCCAAAAAGAAGCAGGGACGCCCAAGCAUCAACCAGGUAUUUGGGGAGGGAGCUGACUCUGUGAAGAAGUCUUUAGAAGGAAUUUUUGAUGACACCGUUCCAGAUGGCAAGAGGGAGAAAGAAGUGGUCUUGCCUAGUGUCCACCAGCACAAUCCUGACUGUGACAUUUGGGUCCAUGAGUAUUUCACUCCCUCCUGGUUCUGUCUACCAAAUAAUCAGCCCGCACUGACAGUCGUCCGGCCGGGGGACACUGCACGGGAUACUCUGGAGCUGAUCUGCAAGACACAUCAGCUGGAUCAUUCUGCUCAUUACCUGCGUCUGAAAUUUCUAAUAGAAAACAAAAUGCAUCAGUACGUUCCAAAGCCCGAGGAGGACAUUUAUGAGCUGCUGUACAAAGAAAUUGAAAUUUGUCCAAAAGUCACUCAGAACAUCCAGAUUGAGAAGUCCGAUACAGUGGCUGAUAAUUAUGGAUUUUCACUGUCUUCUGUGGAAGAAGAUGGCGUUCGAAGGCUCUACGUGAAUAGUGUGAAGGAAACGGGUUUAGCGUCGAAGAAUGGCCUGAAAGCAGGAGAUGAGAUUCUUGAGAUCAAUAAUCGUGCUGCUGGAACCCUGACCUCAUCAGUGCUCAAAGACUUCCUCACACAGCCGUCCCUGGGCCUCCUGGUGAGGACCUACCCUGAGCCUGAGGCGGGAGAGGAGCUGCUGGAGAGCCCGCCCCACCGGGUGGACGGCCCAUUGGACUUCAGCGAGAGCCCCCUGGAUUUUCUCACCAGCAACCCAGGUCACAGUCUUUGCAGCGAUCAGGGGAGUAGUGCAGAGACUGCGCCUGAGGAGACCGACGGGCCAGACCUGGAAUCCUCGGAUGAGACUGACCACAGCAGCAAGAGUACGGAGCAGGUGGCCGCUUUCUGCCGCAGCCUACAUGAGAUGAGCUCCUCUGACCAGAGCCCUUCGCCUCAGGACUCCACGGGGCCUCAGCUGGCCACCAUGAGACAGCUCACCGAUGCUGAUAAGCUUCGCAAGGUCAUCUGCGAGCUCCUAGAGACGGAGCGCACCUACGUCAAGGACUUAAAUUGUCUCAUGGAACGAUACCUGAAACCUCUUCAAAAAGAAACUUUUCUCACCCAAGACGAGCUUGAUGUGCUCUUUGGGAAUUUAACUGAAAUGGUAGAAUUUCAAGUGGAGUUCCUUAAAACUCUGGAAGAUGGGGUGAGACUGGUACCUGACUUGGAAAAGCUUGAGAAAGUUGAUCAAUUUAAGAAAGUGCUGUUCUCACUGGGGGGAUCCUUCCUGUAUUACGCUGACCGCUUCAAGCUCUACAGUGCCUUCUGCGCCAGCCACACAAAAGUCCCCAAGGUUCUGGUGAAAGCCAAGACAGACACAGCUUUCAAGGCUUUCUUGGAUGCCCAGAACCCGAAGCAGCAGCACUCAUCCACCCUCGAGUCUUACCUCAUCAAGCCCAUCCAGAGGAUCCUCAAGUACCCUCUCCUGCUGAAGGAGCUGUUUGCCCUGACGGACGCAGAGAGCGAGGAGCACUACCACCUGGACGUGGCCAUCAAGACCAUGAACAAAGUGGCAAGUCACAUCAAUGAAAUGCAGAAAAUCCAUGAAGAGUUUGGUGCCGUGUUCGACCAGCUCAUUGCUGAGCAGACGGGUGAGAAAAAAGAGGUCGCCGAUCUGAGCAUGGGGGACCUGCUUCUACACACCACCGUGAUCUGGCUGAACCCUCCCACCUCACUGGGCAAGUGGAAGAAGGAGCCAGACCUGGCAGCAUUUGUCUUUAAAACGGCUGUGGUCCUUGUGUAUAAAGAUGGCUCCAAGCAGAAGAAGAAACUUGUAGGAUCUCAUAGGCUCUCAAUUUACGAGGACUGGGACCCCUUCCGAUUUCGACACAUGAUCCCCACCGAGGCUCUGCAGGUUCGAGCUUUGGCAAGUGCAGAUGCAGAAGCAAAUGCCGUUUGUGAGAUCGUCCAUGUAAAAUCAGAGUCUGAAGGGCGACCAGAGAGAGCCUUUCACCUGUGCUGCAGCUCCCCAGAGAGCCGGAAGGAUUUCCUGAAGGCAGUGCAUUCGAUCCUGCGAGAUAAGCACAGAAGACAGCUACUCAAAACCGAAAGCCUCCCCUCGUCCCAGCAAUAUGUCCCUUUCGGAGGAAAGAGAUUGUGUGCACUGAAAGGGGCCAGGCCAGCCAUGAGCAGGGCAGUGUCCGCCCCAAGCAAGUCUCUUGGGAGGAGGAGGCGGCGCCUGGCUCGAAACAGGUUUACCAUUGAUUCGGAUGCGGUCUCCGCUGGCAGCCCAGAGCGAGAGUCCCAGCAGCCGCCCGGUGGCGGGGACACUGACCGCUGGGUGGAGGAGCAGUUCGACCUUGCUCAGUAUGAAGAGCAAGAGGACAUCAAGGAGACAGACAUCCUCAGUGACGACGAUGAGUUCUGUGAGUCGGCGAAGGGCGCCUCAGCGGACAGAGACCUGCAGGAGCGGCUGCAGGCCGCCUCCAUCAGCCAGCGGGAGAGGGGCCGCAGAGCCCUGGACACUCACGCGUCCCGGAUGACGCAGCUCAAGAAGCAGGCGGCGCUUUCGGGCAUCAAUGGGGGCCUGGAGAGCACGAGCGAGGAGGUCAUCUGGGUCAGGCGCGAAGACUUCGCCCCCUCCAGGAAACUGAACACUGAGAUCUGACUGCUCCCCUUCCCGUGCGAGUGUGUAGAUAGAACCCCCGCCCUCGCUCCGCCCGCCUGCCCCGGAGCGCCCCCUUGCGCACGCUCGUGCGCACACGGUUCGGGCAGCCGACUUUGCUCCGAAGCCAUGUGGCCCACCCGACCUUGUCAUUCAUUUCUCACAAAAGCAUCCAAAAGAAUCGUCCCAAAUUCUAAAUAAGCUCGAGUCCUUUCUUCUGUAUAUUUCCAAGGGCUUUUAUUUAUUCUCAAUCAAUCAGGUCCUGAAGAAUUAAAAAAAAAAAAAACAACACAACACAACAGAUUAUUUAUAGCACUGGAAAGAAAAUUACACUCCCCCCAACACCUCCUGCCCUGGGAGUAUGUACAGCAGAUGAGUUCACAGGCAGUGUAGAAUAAAAGAAAAAGCAUUGUAUCCAAAACCAAUCUGAGUCAUCUCCUAGGUCGGGGGUCCACCUUCCAACCCACAAUGAAAGGAAACGCCUUUCCCUUGUAAGUGUCUGCGAGUAUCUGUGUAUUUUAGGGAUGUGUGAGGAGAGGGUGGAGAUUUAUGUUUUGAUGAGCCUUUUUGCCUUGUUUUUUUUUUUGUUUUCUUUUUUCUUUUCAUGUUUAAGUCUCUGGCUGGUCUUUAGUGUCAGUGUUCGGAAGCUCUAGUUUUGCAUAGAAUUAUAAAGAUGCCAAACUUUGCAAAGAGAUCCAAAUUUAUCACUUGAAAAAUAGAAAGAGAAAAAGAAAACUCACUAUUUUUUAUAUUUUACCUGAGAUGCAGGGGCACAAACAGGUGAGAAUUUUACAGUGUUCAUGUAACUCUGACUUGGGGAAAAAAAUGAGGAUAUUAUCUUUUACAGAGAGAGUGAGGUGUAGUGAUUUUAUAUUUAUAUAUAAAAGGCCAACAAGAAACUCAUGCUUAGUGUUUACUUUUUUCCCCUAGGAAGAUGUUUUGUUGUUUGUUUGUUUUUUUUUUAAAAAAAAAACCUCUUGGAUUCUAUAUUUGAGAUGGGAAUUUGGUUGGAUUAAACAGGACACCGAAUGAGCAGUGUGUAUGUCUGUUGCACAUGGCAGGGGCAGGGCAGAGGGAGCCUCCUUCUGGGGUUGCCAUGGUGAUCAUUAGUUUUCCCAUCCACACGGCAUCUUCAUCCAUAGAUGACCCACUCCUCCCCUGACAGUCUACAACCAAACCUCUUAGCAAAAUAACCUGUUCAAAGACAUCUCUUUGAGUUUCACACUUUCUUCAUGCCAACGAAACAGGGUAAACAUGAGAAUACCUAACAUGCUAAACCGAUUUCCAAUGAAGAAAGAACAAAAAUGAUAGCACUUUCAAUUUUUUUAUUAAUUAAAAAUAAAAAGGGUUUAUAGCUUUUCUUUGGUUUUUCUCUCUCCCCAUUUCACAAUGUCCACUUCCUAAGAAGGGUUUCAAUAAUAUGUAAACUUUUCUUUUUUGGGGAAAAAAUUAUCUAUUUGGUGUUUGACACAUCAGUAGGUACUUUAAAGACCUGAAUUUUAUAGUAGCUUUAGGAAUUAUAUUUUAUAAGAAUCAGUUAUGACUUUAUAUUUCCAGAUAGAGAGAGUUCAGAACAUCACGCUCUUGUGCUCCUGCUUGCUUCCCCUGCUUCCCCGCCCUCUCCCCUUCCCCUUUCGGGUCUCCAGGGCUUUGAGCUUGAUCUUUUGAAAGUUUUAUUCUAUUAAAUUUUUGCUAUAUCUUCUGGUUUUCCUAAAAGCUUUAGAAUGGUUUCUAUACCCUUUGUAUCACUGCAUUGUUCCAUGUCAUCUCCGGUUCGAUUGUGUCCGGAUGGAUAACGGAAACAGAGGCUUCUAACAUCGCAUCCCCUAGUCCCAGUGCAAUGGGGGCGUUUGGAAAUACUGGAAAGUCUGGUGCUUGGAGAGGGUGCCAUUGUCUCUUGUACAUAAGGUCAUGACGUGUCUAUGUCCAAAGUUCUUAUAUAUUUCUUUUAUAAGCUGAAAGAAGGUCUAUUUUUAUGUUUUUAGGUCUAUGAAUGGAACGUUGUAAAUGCCUGUCAAACAAUAAAAAUAUUGAAAUGUG